Messenger RNA from Micromonas commoda, 3111 nucleotides. RefSeq lists its product with no specific name. Gene Ontology annotation, biological process: inositol metabolic process; inositol phosphate biosynthetic process. The transcript is spliced from 4 exons. Lineage: Eukaryota; Viridiplantae; Chlorophyta; Mamiellophyceae; Mamiellales; Mamiellaceae. The annotation marks the transcript as partial. Gene Ontology annotation, molecular function: 5-diphosphoinositol pentakisphosphate 1-kinase activity; inositol hexakisphosphate kinase activity; diphosphoinositol pentakisphosphate kinase activity. The record is from RefSeq and is a predicted model, not a curated record.
AUGCCGCUCAGGUAUCGCAAGGUGACGGUGGGGGUGUGCGCCAUGGACAAGAAGGCCAAGUCCAAGGCGAUGCUCGAGAUCCUGAACCGCCUCGAGGACUUUCCCGAGUUUGAGAUUAUAACCUUCGGCGACGACUGCAUCCUGAACCAGCCCAUCGAGCAGUGGCCCAAGGUGGACGCGCUGAUCUCGUUCUUCUCCGACCGAUUCCCGCUCGCCAAGGUUCAGGCGUACGCCCAGCUUCGCAAACCCUUCGUGGUGAACGACCUGGACAAGCAGUGGGAUCUGUUGGACCGGCGGAAGGUGUACCGAACCCUCGCAGAGAACGACAUACCCGUGCCGAAUCACAUCGUGAUCAACCGCAACGAGGAGGUCAAGCCGGGCGUGAUGCCCGACUGGUCCAGGGACUUCGAGGCGCCCGGGUUCGAGGAGCACGAGGACUACGUCGAGCUGGACGGCAAGCGCAUCGACAAGCCCUUCGUGGAGAAACCCGCCGACGCCGAGAAUCACAACAUCUGCAUCUACUACCCGCACACUGUCGGCGGCGGGUACAAGGCGCUCUUCCGGAAGGUUGGCAACCAGGCGUCCAGGUACUAUCCCCCGCCCGCCCCGGACAGCAGCAAGCCCUACACCCCCGUGCGCAGGGACACCUCCUUCAUUUACGAGGAUUUCAUGAGCACGGGCGGCACCGACGUCAAGGUGUACACCGUGGGUCCCAACUACGCGCACGCCGAGGCGAGAAAGUCGCCGGUUGUGGACGGGCGGGUGCAGAGGGACGAGAACGGUAAGGAGGAGCGAUUCCCCGUGCUCCUCACCCCGGACGAAAAAGAGAUCGCGCGGCGGGUGUGCCUCGCGUUCGGUCAGACGGUUUGCGGGUUCGAUCUGCUGCGAACGAAGGGCCGGUCCUACGUGUGCGACGUCAACGGGUGGUCGUUUGUCAAGAACUCGACCAAGUACUUUGACGACGCGAGCGUGUGCCUCCGGGCGAUCAUCCUGCAGGCCGUCGCCCCCGAACACAAGGCCACGAUGGAAGCCACCGAAGCUGCGGACCAGACGACCACCGAGGACGACCCCAACGCGGAGGCGAUGCAGCAGCAGCCGGAUGAGUCACCCGCGGAGCAGAAGAAGAAGGGGAAGAAGGGGCAGCCGGAGCCGCCAAAGGAGGAACUUCGCGCCGUACUCGCGGUGAUCAGGCACGGCGACCGCACUCCCAAGCAAAAGAUGAAGAUGCGGGUGAAGCACGAGCCGUUGCUGCAGCUGCUGAAGAAGUGCACCGGGGACAGGCCGAGGAAGCAGGCCAAGCUGAAGACGCCGGCGAGGCUGCAGGAGCUCCUCAACAUCUCCCGCGUGCUCGAUUCACCCCCGCUCGCGCAGCCGAGAUCCUCCUGUGGCAGCAAGGAGGAGUGGGAAGAGGAGGUUGAGCAGUGGAAGCAGGUGGUGAGCAUCCUGCAGGAGGGCGGGCACUUCAGCGGCAUCAACCGCAAGGCGCAGCUCAAGCCUCUGGCGUGGGAAGAGAUCCCGGAGGAUCAACGCAAGCCCACGAAAGACGGCAAGGAGGGUCCUACGGAGCGGGUGACGCAGGCGCUCCUGAUUCUCAAGUUUGGAGGCGUCCUCACCCACCUCGGGAAGAACCAGGCUGAAUUUCUCGGUCGCGACUUUCGCAUGCGGAUGUACCCAGGUGGCGAUCCAAACAGCGACGGCCUCCUCCGCCUGCACAGUACCUAUCGCCACGAUCUUAAGAUCUAUUCGUCCGACGAAGGUCGCGUGCAGAUCACAGCCGCGGCGUUCAUCAAGGGUCUUCUGGAUCUUGAGACAGAGAACAACCAGCUCACGCCCAUCCUCGCGUCGCUGGUGAACAAGGACGCCAAGCUCCUCGACUUUGUCACGCACGAGGUUGAGGAAGACAUCCUGCACGCCAAGCAGAAGCUCUACAACAUCAUGACCGAUGGACACGUCAAAGGGAAGAACAAAAACAAGGAGUACUCCACGAGUGACACAGCCACCUACGACGACUUUGAACUAUCUCGGCGUCCGCCUGGCGUUCCCGAGGAGCCCCUCAAGCUCCUCCGCCUGAUGAUCGACCUCAUCCAGGGUUUGACCCGACAACUCCGGGAGAAGUGCUUCCGCACCAACGUCCCGACGCACAUGGGCUCGCCGACCACCACCACCUGGGUGGACACCCUCGCCGCGACCGCCCCGCGCGGGUCCAUGCCCAAGGGCGGCCUCGCCGAACUGAAGGACGGAUCCGUGCCCGCGGGCGGCGAGUCUUUCCUCCUCAUGCACGCGCGGUGGAAGAAGCUCGAGCAGGACAUCUACCACCCGAGAAAGGGGAGAUACGACAUAUCCAAGGUGCCGGAUGUGUACGAUGCCGCAAAGUACGACGCCAUCCACAACUCGCACCUCUUACUCGACGGACUGGAGGAGCUCUACCGCAUCUCAAAACGACUCGCCGAGGGCGUCGUGCCCAACGAGUACGGCACGCACGCGCACAGUAAGCUGAGGAUUGGCGGGACUAUUGCGCACUCGCUCCUGGUCAAGCUGCUGCAGGACAUGUUCACCACCAGGCAGGAGUCGUUCAACAUCGGCAAGCCCGAGUCAUACAACAACAGCGGCGGCAAGACCACGGACGGCGAGACGACAGACGCGGAGAAGGGUGAGUCGUCCCUGCGCAGGGAUCCCAGCGGCGAUCCUUCCAAUGGUGACACCCUCGAUAACGAGGAGGAGGAGGAGGACGAGGACGAGAAGGCCAUCAAGGAGGAGGAGGAGACGGAGCUGAGCACGACGCGCCUGAACCACCGCUACGCCAACACGGUUGGCGUGCACUCGCCCCAUCGCCACGUGCGAACCCGCCUGUACUUCACCUCAGAAUCUCACAUCCACUCGCUGCUCAACGUGCUCAAGUACUGUAACCUGGAGGCGUUCACCAAGACGAACCCGCCGAGCCUCGUAUCGCACAGGCUGGAGACAUUGGGCGGCAUCGGUGACCUGGACUAUCUCACGCACAUCGUGUUCCGCAUGUACGAGUGCUUCGACGUUCCGGCGGAGGACCCGAACAGGUUCAGGAUCGAGAUUCUCCUCUCCACCGGCAUCGGCCUCGACCCGUUCAAGCAGAAC